Molecule: messenger RNA, 4119 nt
Organism: Ochlerotatus camptorhynchus
Lineage: Eukaryota; Metazoa; Arthropoda; Insecta; Diptera; Culicidae
Product: synaptic vesicle glycoprotein 2C-like
Exons: 8
Coding region: 235-2208 (657 amino acids)
Biological process (GO): transmembrane transport
Cellular component (GO): membrane
Molecular function (GO): transmembrane transporter activity
Source: RefSeq, a predicted model, not a curated record
UUCUGCACUGUCUGUCUAAACUACUGAUCACAUUUUGGAAAUCUGUGUUAUUUUGUGAAAUUAAGUGCCUAUUAAGAGAAGUGAACAACUGAUAUUGUAUCAACUGUGUAAUUGAGUAGAUUGAUUUGGGAGCAUAUCAUACAGAAACAAAACAUCAAAGUGGACUCAUUGUGCAUUAGUUUAUUCAUAUUUUGUUUUUUUUUAACGUCAUCCAGAUGAGAUUUUGUGGCAACGAUGUCAGACGAUUCAGAAGAGGCUUGUUUGGUUAGACCCAAAUCACCAUCACUGUCAGUUACUGCAGCCGGAACAAUGCAGUACACACACGGACUAACUGGCUCACAACUGCAAGUGUAUAAUAAUAACAACAAUAGCAAUCACCAUUCUACCCACAGUCAGGGUUCGCAUUCGACGGUUCGUGGGUCGCAGUCAGAGUCAGGAGAACUAAUAGAUUACAGUGACGAUGUUAUUUUGAGCCAAUUCCACGCGGACGCUAUCAAACAAGCGGGCUUUGGAAAAUUCCAACUGAUUGCUUCCUUUAUCACCGGUCUUGGCCUAGCAGGACAUGCCAUCCAAGUGUACGCUGUUUUCUAUAUUAUUCCAUCGGCUGAGGUAGAAUACUGUAUUUUGGAUACUGAGAAAAACUGGCUUGGUUCUAUAACCCUACUGGGAAUGGCUCUUGGAGCUUUAUUAUGGGGUGGACUUGCCGGACGGGCUGGCAGAAGAAAGUCAUUAUUGAGCUGCCUAGCAGUAUGUGGAGUAUUCUCGGUGAUUGCAGCCUUCAUGCCGACGUAUGGACCAUUCAUGAUGGCAAGAUUUUGCGCAGCGGCAGGAAUCGGUGGAGCGUUACCUACAGCAUCUGUCUAUUUGUGCGAGUUGACUCCAGUCAAUUUUAGAUCUCGCAUUUUAGGUCUCCUUGGAGCAUUUGGAGUUGCAGGAGGCUUGGUUGCCGGUGCCAUUGCCACUAGUACCGUGCCAGAAACUGGACAAAAAGUGGUGCUGGAAAACAAGGAACACUUCAGUGCUUGGCAUCGUUAUUUGCUGCUGAGUACACUGCCAACAUUUGCGUCAAUUCUUGGUCUAUUCUGGUUACCCGAGUCACCGAGAUAUUUAUUGGAAAAUUCACGAGAAGUUGAAGCAUUAACAAUCUAUCAGAAAAUAUACCAAAACAAUCGUACCCGUGGAGGAUAUUCUCUGACAGAACUUGAGUUACCUGGCACAAGAACACAUCGUAAUCUGCCAACAUCAGUAUUGCAAGAAAUGGCAACUAGCGUUGCUCUAUUCUUUGGCAGCUUUUUUCAACUGUUCAAUGUAGUCAACUUAAAGCGAACUUUGCUAUUGUUUACCGCAUGGACGGCGACGAUUUUUAUAUAUCAUGGUUUGACUAUCUAUAUUGCCGAGUACUCAAAAAGCACGGAAUCAGAUAACUACUAUCGCAAUACAAUUAAUAAAGACAACAUGUCCUAUGAGAAUACCGAUUUUAACAAAUCAAUAGAAAAUAUGGUGUACACAAAUUGUCGUUUCGUCAAUUGCACGUUCAGGCGGAUGUUUAUGAGUCACGUGACUUUUAAUAAUUGUACGUUCUCAGGCACGGAGUUUACAAAUGUAAAAACUAGUCGUACGCAGUUCAAAUUUAGCAUACUGGAGAAUGUUGGACUUAUUGAUACGGAUUUGACUGAACGUCACUUUAUGGAUUGUGCAAUGAGUAACUUAACCACAUUGCGUCUACUAUCAACUUGUGAUCGAGACUUUGAAUACAAUAUCUACCUGGACGCCUUGUGGAAAUCUCACUUUGGUGCAUUGUUACCAGGAAUGGUGUUCAUGCUGCUAGUUGGGGAAGGGUCUCAUCGGUUUGGUCGUAGCAGAACAGCAACGCUGUGUUUUGGCUUUGCAAUCAGUUUGACUAUUACGUUUGCUUUCUUAUAUCAUGACCUUCAAGUAGUUUGGACUGCUGGUUCGGCGCAAGGCUUAAUGUUGGCAGGAAUUGCUGCAUUGACAUUAUUGGCUAUAGAAAGUUAUUCUACAAAUUUGAGGUGUACAGCGAUUGGAUUUUUCGUCUGUGGUGGACACAUUGGAGCAUUACUCGGAGCACCAUUAUACGCAGCAUUUCCUGUGACAUCUUCAAAGGUGGCGGCAAUUAUUUCGACCAUAUGUCUGAGUGUUCCAAUUUCAUCAGCUAUUAUACUUAAGGAUCCUUGCCUGUUACUAUGAGUGAAAUAUCAAACAUUUUCCAUGCAGCACCGUGAUCUCCAAAGAGUUAUUAAUACAAGACUCAGUGCAUAUAGUGAAAGCUUGUGCUUCAUCUGAGGUUCUUCAGUGUGUAGAAAUGGAAACGAGAAUGAUUUUAACUUUCAUGCAAAAUUGUGAUACUACUUUCAUUGUUGUGAUUUUAUUUCUGGAACAGUUAUAUUUAAGUCUGUUAAAUUUAGUACUCUAUUUGUUAAGAUCAUAUAUUCUGCAGUUGAUAAUCAAAGUUAUUAACAUAUGUAUAAGUGCGUAUGCUUGUAUAGCAAUAGAUUUUCCUCUCUGUAAGUAGAGAGUACUAAUCAAAUGAUAGAUAACGAUGAUGAUAGUGAAUAUUUGAGGCAGCAAAUAUGUACACCAAUAGACCUUUACCAUCGCCGUUCACGCGUUAUUUUUUUUGUAUGCAUGGUUUAACUUGUCACCGUUAAUCAUUACAUUCAAUUUUUUUUAUCGGUAAGCAUCAAAAUAUAAAACACAUUGAAUCUAUGACAUAAUUUAGCUAUGAUUGGAAUAUUUUAUUUCAAUCAUUCUUUAUUUUUUUCAAUUCCAAGAGACACGUGUUCUUGAUCUGGUCGGCGUAAAUGUUUCCUUCCGUUAGAGACAAUGAAGCGUCCACGUCCAUAUAAACACCCUGCAAACCUGUGUGUAUGUCGAGGCCUAACGGGUGUUCAAUUAAAAAAGUAAAUAUUUUAUUAAAAACAUAACGUUUAUUCUUCAAAAAAACGACAAUGAAUAUUGGAGCCGUACGAUGCAACUUAGUCGCGAUGCUCUCACAAGAGCGCUGGACGGCACUGAAAUCAUUCUCAUUUUUUAUUGAACACCCGGUAGCUCAGCAGGAAACACCUCCUGGAUUUUUUUUCCUUGAUUUGUGUUUUGUCGAUCUGUACUGUAGUAUCAAUGCUAACGUAUCGUACUGAGUACCAAUGCUACCGACGCCAGGAUGGCAACUCCCACACCUGGAUCCUACCUAUGGACCCCACAGCUCUUGGACUGGGAACCAACGGCGUUACUUCCCGAAGGAAGGCGUUGUUACAGAUUUUAUACCUCAGAAAAUCCCGAUGGUGCUGACUGGGAUUGAACCCAGCCCUUUUGGAGUGAGAGGCAGACACGCUUACCACUACACCAGCGGCACCGCUAACAUAUCCUGGAUGAGACGCUUAAUAUUAACGGUUUACUUCCCAAGUAGCACAUGCUGUCACAUAAAAGUUGCUGUCACUAUUUUGUGACCAAAUUAUGUGUCGUAAAAUCAUUAAAGUAACCAUGAAGGCAACAGCAAUGCACCCCAAAAAGCGCAAAAUGUAAGUUGAUAUGUAACCAAUUCAAUGUUACAAAACUAGUUACACAGUAGUGACGAAAUAACAAUAUUGGAUUACAAACAAGAAAGGUAACUUGUAACGUUGAUUAACAUUAGUUUAAUUUCGACGACGAAAAUUGUUUUAUAGAGUACCUUUAUUGCAUUAACAUUUUGAGGCGAUGAUAAAAUUAUAAAAUAAUUAGAGAUAUUUUUAACGAAAACACGUAUCAGAGAAAAAAAUAAAUGCAGUUUCAAAUUUACGGGAGUUUUAUACUGAUAAAAUAAAUGCGCCAUCUUAUAUUCCAAUUGAUUUAUUACCAUAUUUUUUUUAUCAUUCGAAGAAAAAAAUCUUCUGUGUACACUGAGUUCGAGAGUUACACUUCUAACAAAAAGUUUCAUGAACAUUACUUGAGAUUAUAAUGAAACCUCGUUUCUAUUAAUUUGUGCUGAGCCUUAACAUUUACAAUUGCAUCACCAUUAAUGAAAUAUUUUACCAUUUGGAUAAAAAACAGGAACAAGCAAUUAGAUUGCGAUUGGUGAAACAUUUUAGAGCGGCGGUGUAGCUUUCAUUUGUUCAGAUCAUA